Messenger RNA from Orycteropus afer afer, 822 nucleotides. It is a transcript of the gene GJB5, whose product is annotated as gap junction protein beta 5. Bases 1 to 822 code for a protein of 273 amino acids. The transcript has a single exon. NCBI's taxonomy places the organism in Eukaryota, Metazoa, Chordata, Mammalia, Tubulidentata, Orycteropodidae. Gene Ontology annotation, cellular component: connexin complex. The record is from RefSeq and is a predicted model, not a curated record. Gene Ontology annotation, biological process: cell communication.
AUGAACUGGGCUAUCUUUGAAGGGCUCCUGAGUGGGGUCAACAAGUACUCCACAGCCUUUGGUCGCAUCUGGCUGUCCCUGGUCUUCAUCUUUCGCGUGUUGGUGUACCUGGUGACGGCUGAGCGAGUGUGGAGUGAUGACCACAAGGAUUUUGACUGCAACACCAAGCAGCCCGGUUGCUCUAACGUCUGCUUUGAUGAGUUCUUCCCCGUGUCUCACGUGCGCCUCUGGGCUUUGCAGCUCAUCCUGGUCACAUGCCCUUCACUUCUGGUGGUGAUGCACGUGGCCUAUCGUGAGGCUCGGGAAAAGAAACACCUAGAGGCAGCCGGGGAGGGCAGCAGGCGCCUUUACCUGGACCCUGGCAAGAAAAGGGGUGGUCUCUGGUGGACAUAUGUCUGCAGCCUAGUGUUCAAGGCUGGUGUGGAUGCCACUUUCCUCUAUGUGUUCCAUUCAUUUUACCCAAAAUAUACCCUCCCUCCUGUGGUUAAAUGCCAUGUGGCUCCAUGUCCCAAUACUGUGGACUGUUUCAUCUCCAAGCCCUCAGAGAAGAACAUCUUCACACUCUUCAUGGUGAUCACAGCUGCCAUCUGCAUCCUGCUCAACCUGGUAGAACUGGCCUACCUAGUGAGCAAGAGGUGUCGUGAGUGUCUGGCAGCCAGGAAAGCCCAGGCCACAUACGUAGGGCAUCACCCAGACUAUGUCACCUCAUCCUGCAAGCAGGAAGACCUCCUCUCAGGUGACCUCAUCUUCCUGGGCUCAGACACUCACCCUCCUCUCUUACCAGACCACCCUAGGGACCACGUGAAGAAAACCGUUCUGUGA